AGGCGAUGACGCGAUGUCAUGAUGUACUGUGCAGGAAGUAGGUGAAGAGUCAAGGUAACGCUGUCAGUUUACUUGCAGGAAGCUUGAGAUUCCAUCAUGUCUUUGCCUCUGUCGUUUGCUAGAAAAGUUGUUCUUGUUACCGGAGCUGGAGGUGGACUUGGGAGAGAGUAUGCCUUAGCAUUUGCAGAAAGAGGUGCCUCUGUUGUGGUGAAUGACCUUGGGGGUGAUAUAAAGGGAGGUGGAAAGAGUUCAGCAGCUGCUGAUAGAGUAGUAGAAGAGAUAAAAGCUAAAGGUGGCAGAGCUGUGGCAAAUUAUGAUUCAGUAGAAGAUGGUGAAAAAUUAAUCCAGACUGCAUUGGAUGCAUUUGGACAAAUAGAUAUUGUGAUAAAUAAUGCUGGGAUUCUGAGGGAUCGAUCUUUUGCUAGAACAAGUGACCUUGACUGGGACCUUGUUCACAAAGUGCACUUAAGGGGCUCCUUCUUAGUCACUCGGGCAGCAUGGAAUCACAUGAAGAACCAAAAGUUUGGAAGAAUCAUCAUGACCUCAUCGGCUGCUGGAAUCUAUGGAAACUUUGGUCAAGCAAACUACAGUGCUGCUAAACUAGGUCUCCUGGGUCUGGCCAACACUUUGGCCAUUGAAGGCCAAAAGUACAACAUCCACUGCAACACCAUCGCGCCUACAGCAGGCUCUCGUCUCACUCAGACAGUCAUGCCACCAGAUCUGGUGGAGUCUUUGAAAGCGGAGUACGUGGCUCCUCUUGUUCUAUGGCUCUGCCAUGAGGAGUGUCAGGAGAAUGGAGGCCUUUUUGAGGUUGGGGCUGGCUGGAUUGGUAAAUUGCGGUGGGAGAGAACUUUGGGCCGUAUCGUCCGCCAUAAAAACCAGAGCAUGACCCCAGAGGCGGUCCGGGAUAAGUGGGACCAGAUCUGUGACUUCACCAAUGCCACUAAGCCAGCGAAUAUUCAAGAGUCAAUGCAGUUGCUGGUGGAUGUGCUGUCGAAAGUGGAUUCUGAGGAAGGAAUUGGAGGCAAUCCAACCAGUGCUGUGACCUCAGCAUCAUCUGGUAUAAACCCUGCAGAGGCUGUGGGCAACUUUCUUCCUGAGAUGACAUUUAACUAUACUAACAUGCACUGCAUCCUAUAUGCCCUGGGAGUGGGCAUGUCUACUAGAGAGGCUGAUCACCUCAAGUUCCUCUAUGAAGGUCACGAGGAGUUCAGCUGCCUUCCUACAUUUGGAGUCAUCCCAGGAAUGGCAUCAAUGCUAGAAGGAGGACUUGGUUCUGUUCCAGGGCUCAAUUUUGACCCCACCAGGCUCCUACAUGGAGAACAGUACUUGGAGCUGUACAGACCUUUGCCUACUUCAGGAACACUGACCUCAAAGGCAUCAAUAGCAGAUGUUUUCGACAAAGGGACUGGUGCAGUCAUACUCCUGGAUGUUUACACAUACUGCAAACAAGAGUUGGUCUGCUACAAUCAGUUCACAGUGUUCAUUGUUGGUGCUGGUGGCUUUGGAGGAAAGAGGACAUCAGAUAAAGCUGUGGCCACAGUUGCACCUCCAAACAGAUCACCUGAUGCAGUUGUGGUUGAUGAAACCACCAGAGAUCAGGCUGCUUUGUAUAGAUUGAGUGGCGAUUGGAAUCCUCUUCACAUUGACCCAACCUUUGCAGAAAUGGGAGGAUUCAAAACUCCCAUACUGCACGGACUGUGCUCAUUUGGAUUUGCUGCACGUCAUGUCCUGAAGCAGUAUGCUGGAAAUGAUGUUUCUAGAUUCAAAUCUAUUAAGGUGCGAUUUGUGAAGCCAGUCUUACCUGGCCAGUCUCUGCAGACAGAAAUGUGGAAAGAAAAAAACAGAGUUCACUUUCAGAGUAAAGUGAAGGAGACCGGAGCUGUUGUGUUAGCUGGAGCGUAUAUAGAUUUACAUGCAGCUCCUGAUGCUGUUGCCAGCAAAUCUCCUGCAGAGACCGGUGGACUUCAGAGUGACUUGGUGUUUGGUGAAAUUGGACGCCGGAUCAGAGACGUGGGUGCUGAACUUGUGAAGAAAGUUAAUGCUAUUUUUGGAUGGGAAAUUACCAAAGGAGAAAAGACGGCUGCUCAGUGGACCAUUGAUCUAAAAACAGCACCAGGUGCAUUGCAUAAGGGUCCAUACAGUGGCAAAGCUGAUGUGACAUUCACUGUGGCUGAUGAGGAUUUCAUGGACAUCGUAUUGGGGAAGCUCAACCCUCAGAGGGCGUUUUUUGCUGGCAAGUUGAAAGUCAGAGGGAAUAUCAUGCUGAGCCAGAAGCUGGAGACAAUACUGAAGGAUUAUGCCAAGCUGUGAGACUCUAUCCAACAACUUUAGAGAGAAAUGCAAAUGCAGACUUCAUGACUGUUUUACUGAGGGUGUAAGAUUGUCUCUACAAUGUUGAGAUUUUACAUCUAACAUUUACAUAUCAAUAACAUUAGGAGAACAAAACACUAACAGUGAGGGGAAGAAAUAACUAUUCACAAUAAGGACACAAUCUAGUUUUAACAUGUUUUUCUGGCUACUGAUUUCAGCAUAUUACACAGUUACCCUUUUUCUUUAGUUUGUUUAGCAUAUUUUAAAACAAUUCUAAGCUGAGUGAAGAGUGAACUAUGAUGUAACAAAAUAAAAGGAAAUGGUACAAAUAAUCUAUAAGCUUCAUACUACAUGAUGAUGAUGAUAAACUUUUAAACGGCAUUUAACAUAAGUGAAAGCUGAUUUUAACCUGAUAAGCUCUGGAAAAAUUUGUUUGAUUAAUGUUCCCAGUAAUCAAACAAUUUCUGUAAAUUAAAUACAACAUCUUUUUGAAUAAUAUGUAAGGUUUAUAGAUAAUAUGGUCUGUUAAAAUUGUCAUUUGUUUGUCAAAACCGAUUACUCUGCCUGUUAAAUGUGAUGUUAAUUUGUAAUAAAUCUCACCUUUAUAUUUC
Tachysurus fulvidraco (yellow catfish) is the source of this 2924-nucleotide messenger RNA. It is a transcript of the gene hsd17b4, whose product is annotated as hydroxysteroid (17-beta) dehydrogenase 4. Lineage: Eukaryota; Metazoa; Chordata; Actinopteri; Siluriformes; Bagridae. The record is from RefSeq and is a predicted model, not a curated record. Bases 97 to 2313 code for a protein of 738 amino acids. The transcript has 24 exons. Gene Ontology annotation, molecular function: oxidoreductase activity.